AUGGAUUGCAGAGGAGUGGUUCGCUUUCUAAUUUGUGUCUGUAUGGUCGGCUUUACUGGUGCGAAAUGUGUUCCUGAAAAGUGUGGUUCGAUGAAUGUGAGCUAUCCUUUUUGGAUUAAAAAUUCUCAUUGUGGAUACCCUGGCUUUCAGGUCACAUGUAGGAAGGACCCGUAUAGUGGGAUACUCGCUCCAUUCUUUACUGCCUACUCCGGUAAUUAUACUGACGAGUAUCUUCAAGGCUUCUAUUAUAGGAUUAUAGAGAUCGAUUAUACCGGUUCUCUCAUCAUAAAUUCUUCUAGCAUCUGGGCUCAGUCAUGUAUUUCAAACAGUACUGCCUCAGCUUACUUCCAGCCACCUUUAGGUGGGCCUUUCACUAUUUCCAUGUCAAAUAAGUUCAUAGUUAUUGGCUGCAACGCGGUGGGUUCCUACACAUAUGGGGAUUGGGGAGAGGCACGUUGUGUAUCAACAUGUGAUUCUCAAACUGAUCCGCCAUACUGCCGUUAUGGCUGUUGUGAAAUUACUCUCCCAGAUAACUGGGCGUGGUUAAAUUUCACUGGCGGCAGUUUGUUUAGUUUGCUCAACACUACUACUUGUGGCUUGUCCACCAUAUUGGAACCAUCCACCUUCACUAUAGUAGACAAUAACACAAACCUCUUCUGGGGAGAUGGCCUGAAGGCUUACCAUGGUCUCCGCCUUAACUGGGGCAUUAGCCUUCAGAAUUGUUCCAUGGCUAAAGCAACUGCGAAUUAUUCUUGCGCCUCCUCCAAUGCUGAAUGUAUUGACUCCCCUUCUGGACAAGGACACGUAUGCAGAUGCCUGCCUGGAUAUGAAGGAAAUGGUUACUCUAAUGGCACAGAUUGCACAGAUACAGACGAAUGCAAAGGAUCGAAUAUGUGCGUUGGAGCAGAGGAAGGAGGAAUAUGCCACAAUUUUGCAGGUACAUACAAUUGUUCAUGUGCAGAGGGAUAUAAGGGAGAUGGGUUUCAUAAUGGGACAAGAUGUAUAUCCAGAAGCUCCAACUACCUCAAACUUGCAAUCAUAGGCGCUGUUUCUUCAUUCGUUGGAGUUUCUAUGGUAGCUUGUGGACUAUUUUGGUGUUUGAGCAUGCGUCGCUCGAAACAUGCUAGAGAAAAGAAUUUUCGCCAGAAUGGUGGGAUACAGUUGCAGGAACGCAUUGCUUCUAUGGGAGGAAAAGAAAGCCUCAAAAUAUUUUCUGAAAGAGAGCUGGAAAUGGCUUCCAAUAAGUUUUCAACAGAACUUGGGAAAGGUGGCUUUGCAACUGUGUACAAAGGAGUUCUUGUGAACGUUUUUGAUCAUCUACAUUCUAGAGAGAACCAUUUGACAUGGAAGACAAGGAGACAGAUUGCCAUUGAAACAGCAGAGGCAAUAGCAUAUGUGCACCUUCAGGCUGCUCAACCAAUUUUCCAUCGGGACAUAAAAUCUUCAAAUAUUUUGCUAGACAAUACUUUUACACCAAAAGUAGCAGACUUUGGUCUUUCUCGACUGCGCCCUUCGGAUGAUAGACACUUGAGCAUCAUGUUUGCAUCUGGCACUCCAGGUUAUGUGGAUCCUGAGUUCGUGAGGAGCAACCAGUUUACAGAUAAGAGUGACGUAUUUAGCUUUGGCGUAGUUUUGGUGGAGCUUCUCACGGGUUUGAAGCCAUUGCUCUCUAUAGGAGAAUCUACUUGUGCUCUGUAUGACCAUUUCUUGUCCGCAAUUAAUGACAACCACCUCAUUGAAAUUUUUGAUCCUAAAGUGGUGAAAGAGGAAAUCCAAGGGCAGAUGGAGAAUAUGGCAAGAUUAGCAAAAGCAUGCUUGUAAGUGAAAGCAAAAGCAAGGCCAUCCAUGAGAGAGGUAGUGGAGGAACUUGUUUGGAUAAGAGCUGCCACAAAACAGCCAGGUUUUUAUGGAGAUGCGAGUCUUGUCGAGCACACUGGUGAUCCAAAACAAGCUAGGUCGAGUUAUCAUCCUUUGCCAACUACAAGUGAUGGUACUUCUAAGGAUCCUAGAGAGGAUUAUUACUACAGUUCACCAUCUGUUAAGGCAAUUUCUCCGGAGGGUCCUUCCACUGCAUUGAUUCAGAUUGAGAUGCUAGAUAUGUAUGCACGAUGAUCCAAGCCAAUGCAUUACUGAAGAAGCAAGCAGGUAUUUUGCAAACAGCAGCUACUGCAGUCACGAUAUGUUUAGUGUCGUGCUAUUGUUACAUUUUGAUGUGUCCAUUUAAUUUUUGGUGUUGUGCAAGUAUUAAAUAUUUUAUUUGAUUUCUUGUGAGAAACAAGUUGUAAUUAUGCACAAUCCUAGUGCAGUACAUUAUAUGGUUUUUAUGGUCA
This is a messenger RNA of Cryptomeria japonica (Japanese cedar), 2330 nucleotides long. Its product is annotated as wall-associated receptor kinase 2. Gene Ontology annotation, biological process: cell surface receptor signaling pathway; protein phosphorylation. NCBI's taxonomy places the organism in Eukaryota, Viridiplantae, Streptophyta, Pinopsida, Cupressales, Cupressaceae. Gene Ontology annotation, molecular function: ATP binding; protein serine/threonine kinase activity; calcium ion binding. Bases 1 to 1821 code for a protein of 606 amino acids. The transcript has 5 exons. Gene Ontology annotation, cellular component: plasma membrane. The record is from RefSeq and is a predicted model, not a curated record.